GGCGUGGGGGAGAAUGCAUCCUGCUACUGUCAUCCCUUGGAGGCAACUACUGCCACCUUGUCAAGCAUAUACGCAGGCAGAAAUCCAUUAAAGAUAUCGAUGAUGUUAGUUCUCAUGUGUCAGAUCACAAUGUCCAUUGUCCUGAGCAGAUGUAUACACAUUCUGCUACGCCCCCUAAAGCAGCCGAUGCUGCUGUCAGAGGCUGCGAGUGGCCUCCUCCUUGGUCCAUCAUUCUUUGGACGUGUUAAGGCUUUUCAUGACCUGUUCUUCCCACAAUGGUCGGUCCUGACACUUGCGAGUGUUGCUGAUCUUGGCGUCAUCUUCUUAGUGUUCUUGGUUGGUGUUCGUGUCGAUGCUGCCUAUCUUCGCUCUUACGGAUUCACUAUGGCCUGCAUUGCAGUAGCAGGGCUCGUUCUCCCAUUUGGCGCCAACUCGAUUAUCGCUUUUAUGAUGCACAGUGUCCUUGGCAUCAAGGAUACGAAAGUAGCAGCUUUCGUCAUUCUGAUGGGCAUAACACAGAGCGUGACGGCUUUUCCUUUCCUUUCGAAUAUUCUCACUGAGCGCAAGCUGCUUGGUACCACACUGGGACAAAUAAUCCUUCCCGCGGCUGGUCUGAUUGACAUAGUUGCUCGCUGGUUGCUGUCUUGGGCCAUCAUGUUGCUGAACAAUGUGUUGAAUGUCAAUAAGGUGCUCUUCGCUCUUCCAGCUACCAUCGGCUUCGUGAUUUUUAUGUUCGCCGUGAUUGGGCCGUUUGUACGCUUUCUGUCGGCGCGCAGCAAAGAUUUGGAUACUGUGCCAGACUUGUGGAUAGGCCUCACCUUGGUGAUGGUCCUUGGAGCUUCUUUGAUCAGUAAUCUCUUGGGGAUGCCUGCCACGUUCGGGAGCUUUUUGUUUGGGCUGCUUCUGCAAGACGGCACACCGCUUGCUCUUUCGGUCGCGGAGAAAUUGGAGACCUUGAUUAUCCUGUCCGUUCCGCUCUUUUAUGUCCGGAUAGGUCUCAAUUUCCGCAUUGACAUGCUCGAUUCUGCGGCCAUCAUUGCAAUUUUUGUGGCCAACCUAAUUUUUGUCACUCUUAACAAGGUAAUUAGCUGUGGCGGCAUUGCAUUGCUCUUAGGUUUCGGCAUGAGAAGAUCUUUCGUCCUGGGUAUACUGAUGUCCUCGAAGGGGCUCAUGCAACUGAUCGUUAUCCAAACUUGCUUCCUAGCCAAACUAAUCAACACACGGGUGUACACGAUGCUAGUAUUGACGGUUUUACUGUCAGACUUCGUUGUCUCCCCCAUCGUUUCCCGGAUUUACAGUGAAAGCCACCGAUUAGAACUGGACUUGCGCUUCUUGACCAAGCAACAAAUCAACAAAAGUGGACGAAAGGACCCCUUUCUCAAUCCCUCGUCGCGUCUUAGUGUCCUCAUGUGGUUUGACAGUGGUAAAAUAGCGCCCGCUAUGGUGGGUCUGAUGGAGCUCUGUAAGGGGAGCAAUCGCAGCCAGCUCCAGGUUCACGUAGCGUAUCUCUUCAGCCUUUCUGCUCCUUGUGCCAGGCCAUCUCCUCUGAUGACCGUCAGUUUGGCUGAGCUCCCGACUCGCUACUUCAGGUGGAGAUUUUUUCCACUGAUUUACAAAGCCUUCGGUACGCCCACUGAGAUCAAGAUUCACCCGUCCCUGUCCAUCACUAUUGACAAUGACCUGCACUGGGACAUCCUCGCUGUGGCUGCUAAGAAGCACGCUGACAUCGUGUUCCUUCCGUUUCACAACCCUCAAUCCGCUUUGCCAGGCCAAGUUGGUGAGGUCAGGAAGACCAACAAGGUGAUCCUUGAUUUACUUCGAUUCUCUCCAUGCAACAUUGCGAUCUCUGUCAGACCGAGGAAUCAAUCUGCAGGGAGCAGUAUGGGGGUAGACCCCAAUGCCGAAAGUUCCACAGGCGACUUCACUAUCUGUGUCCUCUUCUUUGGUGGUCCAGAUGAUCGGCUAGCCUUGGCGCUAGCUGGGAGAAUCUCAGCACACAAAGGGACUGCCACUCAUGUGAUCAGGUUCCUGCCUCAGACAGAUACUCCAGGGGCGGAUGAUUACUUCCGGGCAAAUGAGGAGUUGGGCUCCGGGGGCUCCAGACGCUUGUCCUUGUCAAGCAUAUGGCAAGACACGACUCAACAAUCCCGAGGCAGACGGCCAAGCUUACAGAAGUCCAUGUCGGCCUAUGGAACCGAACUGCAGCGGGACAACACUGCACUGGCAUUGUGGUGCCAGAACAAGUCAGCAAAACGCGACUCUUCGACAGGCGAUCGAGAAUCAAAUAACAAUGAAGAACAGAGAAUGCCGCUAGAGUCGCAGAUAGUCCGAGACCCUCUGGCAGCUGCAGUGGUUGCCGCUGCCAACAAGGAUUAUGAUCUUGUCAUAGUCGGGAGGGGGCAUACAACACCUUCUCCAAUCCUUGCUGCUACUGCAUAUAAACGCCCCAGCAGAACACGUUUGACCCUAGGAAAAGUGGCCAAUGCACUGUUCACUGCUGAGCCUAAGGCGAGGCACAUAGUUGUUGUUCAGAAGGGGAACGUCAACAGAGCUGCACAAGCAAUUGAAGCGGCGGGCUUUUCUGGUUUUGCAAAGGGUUUCAAUCUUGCCUCCGCUACUGCUCCCGAACUCGUAUCUGAGCAAGAUGAUCCCAUAGAUACCCUGGAGGAGAUGACUCCCGAGGCGACAGAUUUAGCAGAAGCCCCAUUCCUAAGUGACAUGCCGUUUUUCGAUCAAGGUAGUGUUGCUAUCUAUGCUCCUGCUACUGGGGCACCUGGUGUUGCAGCGGAUGCGCCUGCUACUGGUGCUGGUCAAAAAGCUGCAGAACAAGAGGGUAUGAUGAUGUUCUUCUGAGACACAGAGCAGUGGUUCUUCUAUCAGUUAUCAUGGCACUGGGUAAUCUUUGGAAAAGGAACAUCUGAGCGAUGUCCAUGAUUGGACGGGUCAGGCGGGCGGGUUGUCGCCCUCUAGACCCUGUGAGCAUGCUCACAGUGGACUUUCAUAGAUGCAUCUGGCCACAGUUGCAGCUGUAGCUGGGUGUCCCUGACCGCAACUGUGCCCAGAGU
Chara braunii is the source of this 3065-nucleotide messenger RNA. The record is from the annotation of a GenBank genome assembly. NCBI's taxonomy places the organism in Eukaryota, Viridiplantae, Streptophyta, Charophyceae, Charales, Characeae.